AUGUUUCAAGUCAAAGACGCCGUGAUUCCUGUGGGAUCUUGGAUUCUGGUCACUGGGACAAAUGGCUAUAUAGCCUCCCAUGUGGCUGAUGAAUUACUACAACUUGGGUACAAUGUCCGUGGGAGUGUCCGUAACCUGGAAAAAAGCCAUUGGAUCCAAGAUCUGUUCAAUCAGAGAUACGGUGACAACAGGUUUGAACUAGUCCUUGUUGAAGAUGCGACGCGCAAGGGCGCCUUUGAGGAGUCCGUCAAAGGUGUUUCGGCCGUGGCGCACGUAGCAACCAUCCUCGGCAGCCCAGGAAGCCCAGUCGAGUUCAUAUCUUCCGUAGUGGACAUGAACUGCAACGUGUUGGAGACCGCUGCAAAGGAGACCAGUGUGAAGCGGUUCGUGUACACAUCGUCAUCCGAGUCUGCCGUCUAUACGUCCGUUGACCAACCGGGCGAAUCACCGGUGACAUCGCGUUCAUGGAAUGAACUCGCCAUCACCAGAGCACAGGGUGUAUCCUCGCCAAGUAGAGGGUUUGAUGUGUACGCUGCAAGUAAAACUCGGGGGGAACAGACGAUCUGGACAUGGAUACGGGAGCACAAGCCCGGAUUUGUUGCCAACACAGUCCUACCUUCCUUGUGCUUUGGAGGCUCGAUAGAUCCCCAGAAUCAGGGACAUCCAUCAUCUUCUGGGUGGCCGGUGGCUAUAUUUCAAAACCAUAUAGAUCCGAUCAUGCCAAUCCUCAACUCUAUUGUACCGCGAGGUACCUACUGCGUCGAUGUACAAGAUGUUGCAGCCCUCCAUGUCGCGGGUUUGCUGCACCCCAACGUGGAAAGCGAACGCAUCUUUGCUUUCGGGGCCCCGUUCCACUGGGCCGAUAUCGUGACAGGGUUCUCGAAACUAUUUCCAGAGCGCGAUUUCCCCACAAACAUGACGGGUCUGGGAGAGCAGGAGAAAGUCCUCAAUAUUGAGAGUGCAGAACGGUCAGCAGGUCUGCUGAAAGAAAUGGGCUGGUCAGGCUGGACUUUACUGGAAGAUACCUUGAAAGCCAAUAUCGCUGAUCUGGUUUGA
Molecule: messenger RNA, 1056 nt
Organism: Aspergillus ruber CBS 135680
Lineage: Eukaryota; Fungi; Ascomycota; Eurotiomycetes; Eurotiales; Aspergillaceae
Product: NAD(P)-binding protein
Exons: 4
Coding region: 1-1056 (351 amino acids)
Molecular function (GO): oxidoreductase activity, acting on the CH-OH group of donors, NAD or NADP as acceptor
Source: RefSeq, a predicted model, not a curated record